Molecule: messenger RNA, 1388 nt
Organism: Trichomonas vaginalis G3
Lineage: Eukaryota; Parabasalia; Trichomonadida; Trichomonadidae
Product: LP04239P family
Exons: 1
Source: RefSeq, a predicted model, not a curated record
AUGAAUUUGUACACCUUAGUUGAUUCAGCUUGGCUUGAAACAGCUCUAGCACAGAUUCAAAGGCGCACACCGUUAGCCAUUGUUCUCACAAAUGUUCCAUUAGUCAACAACACUAUUCGUUCAUCAAUUAACAAGAUAACAUUUUACAAAGCUCUCUUAUGUAAUAGACUAAUUACUAUUGAAGAGUACUUACAUCAUACAUACAAACUUCAAGAGUUUACUACUUUCUACAUUAAAUAUAAUAAUCGACUCUACGAGUGUUCAUCCAUUUUGAAACACAGAGAUGACACUCUCCUUACCGAUUAUUUGAUAUUACAAAGUUCAAACGACUCUCGUAUACAGGAAGAACCCUCAUCAGCCAGCACUCCUCUACAACGCCAGCUUUCAUCAGCCAGCACUACCAACUCUGUUCCACAGCAACAGCUCUCAACAGCCAACGCUCCUCUACAAAGCCCACUUUCUGCCAACACCCCGCCACAACGCCAGCUCUCUGCCAACGCUCCUCUUCAACGCCAGCUUUCAUUAGCCAGCAGUACCAACACUCCCCCACAGCCACAACUCUCUGCCAGCACUCCCCCACAACGCCAGCUCUCUGCCAACUCUCUUCCACAGCAACAACUCUCUUCCACAGCAACAACUCUCUGCCAACACCCAGACACAACUCCAGCUCUCGGCCAACUCUCUUCCACAGCAACAACUCUCUGCCAACACCUCGGCGCAGCAACAACUCUCUGCCAAGACCCAGACACAACUCCAGCUCUCGGCCAACUCUCUUCCACAGCAACAACUCUCUUCCACAGCAACAACUCUCUGCCAACACCCAGACACAACUCCAGCUCUCGGCCAACUCUCUUCCACAGCAACAACUCUCUGCCAACACCUCGGCGCAGCAACAACUCUCUGCCAAGACCCAGACACAACUCCAGCUCUCGGCCAACUCUCUUCCACAGCAACAACUCUCUUCCACAGCAACAACUCUCUGCCAACACCCAGACACAACUCCAGCUCUCGGCCAACUCUCUUCCACAGCAACAACUCUCUGCCAACACCUCGGCGCAGCAACAACUCUCUGCCAAGACCCAGACACAACUCCAGCUCUCGGCCAACUCUCUUCCACAGCAACAACUCUCUGCCAAGACCCAGACACAACUCCAGCUCUCGGCCAACUCUCUUCCACAGCAACAACUCUCUGCCAAGACCCAGACACAACUCCAGCUCUCUGCCAACACCUCGGCACAGCAACAACUCUCUGCCAACACCCAGACACAACGCCAGCUCUCUGCCAACACCUCGGCACAGCAACAACUCUCUGCCAACACUCCCCCACAGCAACAGCUCUCUGCCAAUACUCAGCCUCAGCCUCACCCAUCUGUGUCUAUUCCCCUUAA